Triplophysa dalaica is the source of this 1409-nucleotide messenger RNA. RefSeq names its product acyl-CoA thioesterase 8 (gene acot8). The transcript is spliced from 6 exons. Gene Ontology annotation, molecular function: fatty acyl-CoA hydrolase activity. The coding region runs from base 31 to 987 and encodes 318 amino acids. Gene Ontology annotation, cellular component: peroxisomal matrix. The record is from RefSeq and is a predicted model, not a curated record. Gene Ontology annotation, biological process: acyl-CoA metabolic process; fatty acid catabolic process. Lineage: Eukaryota; Metazoa; Chordata; Actinopteri; Cypriniformes; Nemacheilidae.
GGUUUUCUCAGAGUCACGUGAUCUUUCAAAAUGGCUGACAGCGGUAAAGAGACGCAAAAUGAAAAGCCGCAACUUGACUCUACAGGUGAAGCUGACCUCAGAAGUGUACUAGUUACGAGUGUCUUAAAUUUAGACCGACUAGACACCGACCUAUACAGAGGGACCCAUCACUGGAUUCCUCGCACCAAACGUCUUUUCGGAGGCCAGAUUGUUGGACAGGCUCUGGUGGCUGCAGCCAAAUCUGUCAGUGAAAAUGUCUAUGCUCAUUCACUGCACUGUUACUUUGUUAGGGCAGGAGACCCAUCGGUGCCUGUUCUGUAUCAGGUGGAGAGGAUUCGCGAUGGCCGAAGUUUCUGCGUGCGAUCCGUUAAAGCAAUCCAGCACGGUCAGCCCAUACUGAUAUGUCAGGCGUCCUUCCACAUGUUGCAGCCCAGUCCACUAGAGCAUCAGUUCAUCAUGCCCAACGUCCCCCCACCUGAUUCACUGCUUACUAUAGAGGAACUUAUUCAGCGAUACCUCAGUGACCCAAAUCUGGCAGACAAUGCACGGCAGGGACUAAAUAAAUUACUGGCUGACGAAGUUCCUAUUGAGAUCAAACCCAUCAAUCCACCUGAUUUUUACAAACGCACUGCCAUGGAACCAAAGAAACUGUUUUGGGUACGAGCGAGAGGACAUAUUGGAAAGGGUGACAUGAAACUGCACUGUUGUGUAGCAGCAUAUGUUUCCGACUACUUUUUGCUGGGCACAGCGUUGUUACCUUACCCAAAGUACAGGGCUCAGUUUUCAGCCUCUCUGGAUCACGCCAUGUGGUUUCACAGCACGUUCAGAGCAGAUGAAUGGAUGCUGUAUGAAUGCGAGAGCCCCUGGGCUGGAGGCAGCAGAGGUUUCGUUCAGGGCCGCAUGUGGAGACAGGAUGGUGUGCUUGCAGUUUCCUGUGCUCAGGAAGGUCUAAUGAGAGUAAAGGCUGUGUCUCAAAGUAAAUUAUGAAGGAGCUAACAUAUAAUAAUUUUAAGUAAUAUUGUAUUGACAAAUUGAGAUGUCUCAUAAUAGUUUUGUGAUUCAAGAUGUCAGUUUUGUUUGUCAUGUUACAAUGUACAAUGUCAUUGUACAAGUUUGAAAAUGAAGUAAUACUGACAAAGACCGCUGGAGGUCAUGAUGUCUGCUGUAUUGCACAUUGGCCUGCAUUGCCGUAUAAUUAUGACAAAAAAUCACUUAUGUACUUAUUUGUCCCUUGCACUAACAGGUAAAGGUGAAAUUACUUUUAUUGGAAGACAGUGAUUUAGUAUUUACAAUUUAGAAUGCCUUUGCUCUGUGUUUUGUAUGAAACGAAAGUGCAAUUUUAAGGACUUAUUUAAUAUAUUCUGGACCGAUUUCUUUAAAGUAGAAUUGUAAAUAAAUAUUAACAAACA